GAAGGAAUUGCAAUAGUUCUCGCAAUUUUUCGAUUAAUCAUGAACGACUCUUUGAGAAUCGGCAUUCCAAAAGAAACUUCGGGUAGACGACAGCGGUUGACAGACGUGCAUUGCGCAAAACGCCGGUUCAGUUGAAUCGUCGGCAUUCAAGCUGCAAUUCGCUCCGUGAACAUUUUUGCUUCGGUGUACUCGUGAAAUUCAUUUGCAGUGCCAGAACUUGCUAGUAGUAGCAGGCAGGAGUAAUAAAUAGUUGGGAGUUACAUACUUCUUCUAAUACCGCACCGUCCCUCAUCAGAUUCGAUGUCUCUCCUGCAUUUGUUGGGCGAAUCGAUGGAGGACCUGGCGUGCCCGGCCGUGCCCACCCUGUUCCGGCCGGGCUCCAUUUUCGACCAUUUGGGGGUGGGCCACCACCCCGACGAGGGCGGCAGCGUCGGGCACUCUCGCCGCGGCUCGGCAGGGCCCGUUCGCGCCGGCCACCUGCACCCGUGGCGCCACGCGCCGCUGCUCACGCACUACCUGCACCCGCACGCCCCGCACGGCCAGCACGCGCACCACGCGCCGCACGCCGCGCAGAGGGCGCUGGCCGCAGCCAAGAAGGGCGCCGAGCGCGCUUUCCACGUUAAUUUGGAUGUGCAGCAGUUCAGACCCAGUGAAAUAAGUGUGAAAGUUGUUGAUGGAUUCAUUGUGGUAGAAGCAAAGCAUGAAGAGCGCCCAGAUGAACAUGGGUUCAUCUCACGUGAAUUCCAGCGCCGUUACAAACUGCCAGAGGAAGUAGAUUUGGAUGCCAUUACUUCCAAUCUCUCCUCUGAUGGAGUGCUGACUAUUGAGGCUCACAAGAAGGCUGAAGAACCUCCCAGCAAGGAGCGAGUCAUUCAUAUUACUUGCACCAAUGCACCAGCUGUGACAUCUCAGCCACCAGAGAAACCCAAGAAGCAGGCUGGAGGAGAGGUGGUAGCUGAGAAGAUGGACCAGUGAAGGUCCUUAGGCUCUCAGCACGACCUUUGCUUUCUCUUCAACUUGCGCAACUAUUAGGCUUUUUUUAUUAUUAAUAUCACUUGUAAUUUGCUCAGUAAAAGUUUGUUAGUUAAUUGAGACUGAAAGUUAAAUAACAUGUCACUACAACAAAUCAUUACAUUCCAGGAGUUGUAAGACUGUAGGUCAUUUUACAAAACAUUAUGAUUACUCUUUCAUUAAGGAUUGAAAUUUUGAAUCAUUAUACCCUUAUUACUCAUUAUUAUUUUAGAAAUAUUUAGAAGUUGUAAGGGUUAUGUAGUUAAUAGUAGUUAAAUAGUGAAUCAUUCAAUAAAUAAUGGCAUUCCAGUAGUUGGUAAGACUGACUUAAUUUCCAUAGCCUUUGACAAUACUCCCUGGGAUUGUCGAAUUGGUUUACAUUACAAUAAGUAGUUACUAUUGGUCUUGCAAUAGUGUCAUUGAAGACUGAUAUAUACAAGAGUGUACAAGACAUAAGUGAUGCAUGAUUUUUUUUUAUUCAUUGAACUUUGUGUAAGGAAAAUUUACAAUAAAUAUGGCAUGAACCUUAUUUUGAGUUAAUUUAUUUUUUGGUCCUUAAAUUUGCCUAAUAUUGCUUUAUUCAUUGUAUUGAAAAAGGUGAGAGGGAAAAAAGCCUCAAAUUAUUGGGAAGAAAUAGUUUGAUAAAAACAUUUAUAGUAGUUUUUGAGAUUCAUUUUAAUAAUUUAUUUUAUUCAUUUGUUGCAACAUGCAACUGCACAAUAGAUCAAAUUCAAAAAUAGUAAUACAAUUAAAUA
Molecule: messenger RNA, 1766 nt
Organism: Gryllus bimaculatus (two-spotted cricket)
Lineage: Eukaryota; Metazoa; Arthropoda; Insecta; Orthoptera; Gryllidae
Source: the annotation of a GenBank genome assembly